Messenger RNA from Nicotiana attenuata, 454 nucleotides. Its product is annotated as MYB-like transcription factor ETC1. Gene Ontology annotation, cellular component: nucleus. NCBI's taxonomy places the organism in Eukaryota, Viridiplantae, Streptophyta, Magnoliopsida, Solanales, Solanaceae. Gene Ontology annotation, molecular function: transcription cis-regulatory region binding. The coding region runs from base 74 to 304 and encodes 76 amino acids. The transcript is spliced from 3 exons. Gene Ontology annotation, biological process: cell differentiation. The record is from RefSeq and is a predicted model, not a curated record.
CAUUAUUUAAAGUUGAUCUAACGUGUAAUAUAGUACUCUCAUUCUCUACUAGUCUUCUUCCCAACUUGAUAAUAUGGCAGAUUCAGACCAGCUAAUUUCUUCCUCUGAUUAUACUACUUCUUAUUCUCAAGGAAAAAUAUUGAAAGAAGCUGAAACUGAAUUUUCUGAAGAUGAAGAAGAAUUGAUAAUCAGGAUGUACAAUUUGCUCGGCGAGAGGUGGUCUCUUAUAGCUGGAAGAAUCCCCGGACGAACUGCAGAGGAGAUUGAGAAGUAUUGGAAUACUCGAUCUUCAACCAGUCAAUAAAUAAUGCCAAUAGAAUUAACUACUGAGCUUUUUGGACUUAAAAAAAAAUACAGGCUCAACCUGCAAAGAGAAAGUAGACAUAGAAAUCUUGUUACCUUGUCUUUCUUCCAUGAUUCAUUGGGCAAUUUGAAUAAACUUCAGUUUUCUUAA